CCUCUUUUCUGUUCUCUCUUCGGGUAAGAAACCGACUGACACGAGGGUUUUUUGGAAGGGGAGGAAAAAAAAAACCCCAAAAAGAAGAAAGAAAAAGAAAGCAGAAAGGUGUAUUGUUUUGCAGUUGGGGGCUGCCUGGGGGCUUGCUCCUCACCCAGACAAAGGAAACCUGGCGAGGACUUGUGGUGAGGGGAUGCACAGGAGGCAAAACAACUGUGCGGCUACCUUCCCUUCUGCAGCAGGCAGCUGAGAGCUGGAUAGACAGGAGACAUUUUGCAAGACUACCGUGCUAACCAGGCAAGGACUGCGAUGUAUUGAUGUCAGGCUCUGCUCUCUGUCUCUCUCUUUCUGUCUCUGUCUCUCUCUUCCUCUGUGCGUGCGGCGCUAGCUUUUCUUUUUGCAUUCUUUAAAAUAAACUAAAAAAAAGGGAGGCCAGUCAGUGGGGUUGGAGGGCACAGGAGCCACUUAAGGAGAUGAGGUUUAAACAAACAAAAAAAAAGGGAAGUGAUUCGAAGAGUUCCUCUUUAGGUUUGAAUUGUGUUUGCUGCUUUCAAGCAGGGCUAGAAACCUGGCCGGGCAGUUAAGGAAGGUAAAAUCUCAGCUGUUUCUCUGGCUAGAUGUGAUCUCUUUUACUAGACCAACUAGACAGUUGGGGAAAUUGUUCUUUGCAAGCUUUUGGGCACAAACGCCAGCUGUGCAUUUAUCCCAGCCCCCUCUCUUGGUCUCGAGACCAGGAUUAUUUGCAAUCCUUGUGCAUUUAGACGGGAUGGUUAUUAGCUGGGCAAGCCCUUUGAUAGAUGAUAAAGCAGUGAGCGGCAUGGCAUAGAUUUCAUAGGCAGUCGGGCUGGAAGGGACCUUGCAAGAUCAUCGGGUCCAGCCCCCGGCCCCGAGGGGCUGGAAGUCAGCGGGGGUCAGAUCACCCCAGCAAGAAGAGCAUCGAUGUGUUUCUUAAAGGUACCCAGAAUAGGUGCUUGCACCACUUCUGGGGGGAGCCUAGUACAGACUCUGGAGACUCAGACAGUAAAGAAGUUUUUCCUUAUGUCCAGUCUAAAAUGGUCUUCCAGCAGUUUGUGACUGUUAGACCUUGUCUUCCCUUGGGGUGCCUUGGUGAACUUGGAAGUAGGAUAAAUCCCAGGACAGUAUUAAAUAGGCAGGUGAAUGACUGUUUUCCACUGAGCUUGCAAGGGUAGUGGAAAGUUACUUGCCUUUUUAUUCUUUUUUGGCAAAAGAAUUUGCAGAAUUCUUGCAAAACUCAUUUUGAAGCGAGGGAUGGCAGAAGGGAAGCAGAAAAAGAAAGUUUUCUGUGUAGGGGUCAAAGCCCGGGGUUAAUGGACUCAAAAUGUGGACGGUGCAGGAAACACCAAGCCUUUAUUUUGGGCGUCGCGAAGCCAGAGGAGAGCAAUUGGUUUGGACUGUGUGAGGUCUGACCUGUGCUCCCAAACCCAUGUCUACCAAGGUAGGAUAUUAAGUCUUCACUCAUUUUUGGACAGGCAACUGGCUGCCCGUGUCUCUUCAAACCCACCUGCUGUCUGGCAGCCCUAGAUUCAUUUCCCAGGUUGUUCUGGGAUCCCGUAUCCAGGCAUGGCUGUGGGUCGCUCAUCUCGAGCUGACCCGCUGGGCAGCCCAGGUGCCUCUGUGUGUGCAUGGCCUACCAGCUCACCCUUGCUUGCUGCUUGCUGGUGGAUAUUCCCCCUUGUCAUUAUCUUGCAGGGAAAAGCCAAGCCAGACUGCCAGGCACUGAAACAAUGAGAAGCAAUUUGUAUUGCUAAUAAGCGGGGGGAGAGGACGGAGACUCUUGUCAUUAAGACACAGAGCUGCAGCUCAGGAGAUCUGCCGUCAGUCCGCUCCUCUGCCACAGACUCGGUAACUCGACCUUGGUCAAGUUACUUACUCUCGGCGUGUUUCAUAGCCACCUCUGUACAGUGCAGGUGGUGUUUUUUCCCUUUGGCUUUACUGUCCAUGUGGGCAAACCUUGGUUAAUAAGCACCUAGCACCAUGGCAGACAGAAGCUGAAUGGGAUUCCUUCGGUAGGUGUUGAUGACAAUGUGCACUCCUAAAAAACGGGGCUUUGAACCUGCAAGCUUUGCUCUCAUCUGCCCGGUAGAAAGCCACGCUGCAACGUGCUUGAAUAUUUCAGUCCAGGACUCACUCUUAGCUCUUCCAUCACGCUUCUCCUUUCUAGAUCCCAUGACAAAGGCUGCCAGCUCCAUUAUUCCCAUUUUACAGGGGGAGAAUGCUGAGGCCCAGAGAAAGGAAGUGACUUGCUCGAGGUCACACAGCAAGCCAACCUCCUUGCUUGUAUCCCCAUCCACCCUGGUUAGCAUCGGUACGCAGAAAGGGGCUCUCUGUGCCUCACUGUGCUUCAGUCUCGUGGGAAAGGGAAAUGUCAGCGAAGCUAUUUGGAUCGAAAGCACACAGAGCGCUAGGGAGGAGAGCUGGGCACUCAUGCCGAGCCACCCUCUGGUGGUAUUGCCACCCGUUCGACUGCAGAGACCAGCAAGCAGUGAGCAGGCAGACCCCAGCACAAAUGUGGGUCACUUGACUGCACAUGUGGGGUUGAAAGAGUUAAUUGUAAGCCCCCCCCCCCCUUAGUUCUCCCAUGGAAGAAAUAUGGUUUUCAAAUACUUUUUGCAGUACUCGAGCAGGACAUCCCCAUUCCUCAGAUGCUGGGAACUAGGGAGAAGUUAUAAACCCCUCAAAGAGGUUAUUUUUCCAAUUCUAACCAUUUCUGUAGCAUUCACUACUGUAGCACUAGCACGUGACUUCCUGAUUAUUCCCAAUCCAUUCUUGUCCGUAGCCUUAUUUUUACCCCAGAGCCAGACUUCAACUCACAACCCAAUUUCUGAUUUCGCCUCUUAUAAUGACCUGGUCUCAGCCACUGCUAAACUGGUGGUGAGAGCCCUGAUUUAAUCAGGGGACAAAACUGCAUCAUCAUAUAACUGUAAGUCACUUAGAAACCUUGCAGUCCUCGCAAAUGCGGAGCAAGCUAUUCGCAGCGAAGGACGGCCGAGAUUUUGCAAGGAUUAGGUGUCUGGUGCUAUGACCCGGCUUGUGUAAUUAGGCAUUUGAUUGCAAAUUGUUCCCAGGAUCCAGGGGCCGGGAGUGUAUCCCUAGUAAUGAAAGGGGAAAGGAUGGAGGAAUAACACUCUGGCCAGGGGGAAUUGGCAUAGCAGGAUUGUGUGUUGCUCAUCUCCUCUCCAGGUGGGCUGGCCCCCAUGGCUGCAAGGCUCUACGUCCUGAUCAGCUGGCCGGACGGCAGCCGCGUGAUCAACAUCGAGAACAUCAAGGAGCCCCGGAAGCCGUUCCACCUCUACGCCGUCGGGGAGCAGGUGCUGGCCCGCUGCCCUGGCUUCAGUGGUUUGUACUGGGGGGUCGUGGAAGGCAUCAGUGAGCAGAAGGAUAUUUUAGAGAAGAGGCUGCAGGAAGAUAGACAGCUGCUGGAGAAGUUAAAGGAAGAGCCCGCCGUGCACCACGUGCUGUCUCCUUCCCUUAAGAAAUCGAGGAAGACUUUUCCCAAGUGGACCCCAGGAACCCCCUUGAGGAAGUACGCCGGCAACAGGGCCUUCCACGUCAAGUCGUCACUCGGGGCGGACGAUGCGGGUGUCCGGCACGAGGAGGCAGCCUCGCUGCUCAUAAAGGAGAGAUCCAGCCUGGGCAGCAACCCCGGGCCCCACUGCGCAGUGUCGGUGCCUCGCCAUGGUUCAAGUGCUUUCAACCCGGCAUCUCCAUUCGUCAGCCUGGCUGAGCCUGGGACGUCCCAAAAUGAAGAAGCAAGGCCCGCCACAGCGAGCAGAGAUUAUGUCACCCUGGCAGUGAAGAGGAAGUCGGAUGGUAUUCUAGCUCAGUGCCAGCAACAUCUCUGUGCAAACAGCUGUGAUGAACCAAAGAUGGAAGCGUCUCAGGAGACAGAGGAUUUUGAGGUCGUUCAGCAAAAUGUUGGCUCCAGUGCAAUGGAAAGGGUACAAAAGAUUGAGCAACUGGAGAGGAUCGUCUUGGACCUGCAGCAAGAGGUCCUGUCCCUGAAGCGGAAAGUGCAGCGGCUGGAAUCGCUCUCCUUCCAGGAAGAGCCCCACCGGCAGCCCUGCGAGGUGGUAGAGCUGUUUAACGGCUACACGAAGGAGCAGCUCAAAGAAGCCAUCCGCUUCGACCAGAAAAUCAGCACCGCUUGCAAAACCCUCCUCUACAAGCUCUUCACAUCCGACUACAUCCAGAGCCACUCCAUCACCGGGCGGAGAGGCAACACCUUUCGCGAGGCCAAGCCCAUGAUGGAUGAGCGAUGCAUCAAAAUCAUUCGGGUUCUGCUCAAGCAAAAGUUCGGGGAUCACCUGAGCGACACGGUCAUCACGGAGAAAAUCCAGAACGUGCAAAAAGCCCUGCGGCAGAAAUUUAAGACCGAAUGUCUCUGAUGCACGUGGGAUUUGAUGCCUCUGUUUCCAAGAAGGGUCGCUGCUUGGAACGCAACGUGCGGAGGAGCCUUUUCGAGAAACACGGGGCUCGAAUUUGUUGUUUUGCUGCUUUGGCCCCAGGAGGACUGGUGAAAAUGAAGUGAAAUGCUUGCUAGACACAGCACAAAAUAUUCAUGGCCAGGCCUCUGUCGGCAGACACACAGCAGGAAGUGUCAUUCCGCUCCGUGGAAUUUUCCAAGCCUGGCUGGGCUCUGGAGUCUUCCCCGCCGUGCUCCUCUUGCCAAUCUUUUUGCAAAUUUGUUGUUCCCUUUAUGAAGGUCCUGGCCAGGAGGCCCCUCCAAAUCAUCCUUGAAGACCUCGGUUCUCAACGUGGCUGCAGAUCUCAUUAGAAACAGACCAUAGGUAUUUAACCAAGCAGACCCCAGCUCUAAGGGCAUGUCUAUAGCAAGGAAAGGAAGACCACGGGUGUGAAAAUGUCCCUUGUGUGCCCAGUCUGGCUCUGUGCUCUGAAUGCAAUACAUGUCACCUAGUGGUUAUCGCACACACAGCCAGGGAACACCCAGUGCCACUCUGAAGGGACACGAAUUACACAUAAGGGAUCGGAAACCGGUUCAAAUCUGUAGCACAACAGAAGUUCAGUGCACAUAAACUGCUUUCAAAAUGGCUGAAACCGAUUUAAGAGAAACCUGGAUGGAUGUAGUAGCAGACUGAACUGAUUUAGGUUCAAUCGGUUUAUUGAACUUCUGUCCCACAUCCCCUCCAGAUUCAAGUUAAAACACAAUCCCACAGUAUCCCAGGAUGCUAUGCACCUCCCCUGUGACCCCCUGCUCCUCCCCUCGCAGGGUGGGCAGGCUAGCCUCGGCUCGGGAAGCGUGCUCUAGCGCCCCCUGGCUUCUGGUCUGGGCCUCUGCAGGCAUGCGGCUGCAUUUCCAGAAUCAAAAGUGAACGUCUGUUCACUUACUUCUCAGUUCAACCUAUGCAGCUUAGACUAACCUGUGCAAACUGAAUCAAUUCAGCCCCAGUCUGUACUUAGCCCAAGUCUCUAAUGUACUCAUGCGAGCUGUCCUCAGUACAUACGGCCCAUGGUGUAAGAGCUGUUGGGCAGGGCACAUUCGUGGUGGCAUGCCCUGCCACCUUCUGAUGCCAUACAGACUUCUGGGGGUCACCCAUUGCUGCUACCUUUUAUUCUGGCAGCUAAUAUUUCAGAUCCAGCUCACAGAGUGCCAUAACCUACUUGCAGACCUACAGGCACCAGCUUUAACCUUUUUUGCUGUUCUGUAUUCCCUCCCUUCCUCUUUAUUACUUAGGCCGGCAACAAGGAGAGGACCAAGCCACUGCUCACUGAAAAGGUCACUGUAGUUUUUCUAAUGAACCUGGCGGCAAGAUGCAUGUUCGACAUGGAUGCUUGCGAUGGGUCAGACCCGGGGGGAAAAACCUCUCGGGGAAAUAAAUAUAACUCAGAUGAAAGGAAUGACCUUGAAUUGUAUACGGAACUGGCUACGCCCCGAUUUAUUCCAUCUCCACCUGGGAACGACGCCCCCCUUUCAUUCAACCUUGCUUUUCUCCUCUCUGCUGCAGCCUCCAGGUUUUGCCAAGGCUAUAAUAACCCACUGGAACAAAAUCAGCUCCCCUGGCUUCCAAAUAGUGCAUUUUAGAGUUUCCUGUGAUUAUAGGAUGGAGGGCUCAAUAAAGCAACUCAAUAAAACAUUAGCAGAAGGAAAAGAUAAUUACCAGGGUUUGUUUUCCUGGCUUGUUUCAUAGUUUUAAUGUUCCUAAUGCAGCCACAUAGAAGAAACAGAAUAUAUCCAGAUGAUCCUAAAUUUACUCAGCCACAGACUCUUAAAACAGAUCUCUUGUGCAUUUAAACCACACUUUUUUUCCAAUUUGCAAACACAUUAUUUUGUUACUCAAAUCCUUGAACCUUCCUGCUGGAUCAGUGCAAAAGUUGGCCUUUGACAUAUAACCCCUCUGGGGGGUUAGAAAGAGUUUGCCAAGGUCGUGCCGGUUUUGAUUUAGCAUUUGUACUGCAGCGGCAGCGAGGGUCUUCCAUCGGGAAUCAGGACCUUCGUGUGCUAGGUGCUGGACAGAGAACAGAAAGGCAGGUUCAAAAAGAAAGAAACCACAUCCCAGCAAAGCUUUGCCCAUAUGUUGAAGUUUUCCAUGAAAGAAAAUUGCAGAGGCUCAGAUCUGCAAAGCAGCUGGUGAACGUUAUAUAGCAAAAUGCUGCUUAGAGGGCUUUUCUUUCCUGAGGGCCAUAAUCCUCAGCAGUGAAGGGCGAGAUAGAGAGCUAAAAAACUCAGUAUUUUAAAAGCACAGGAUUUGCUUUGGGCUGCUGCAGCCUCCUGGAAAGACUCUGUCCCAGGCAGCUGGAGGGGAAGCAGCUGUGUUGGGUAACUGCUAAGGCAAACUUCCCUGCUGCAGCAGAGACACCUGGGCCAGAGCAGCCCGGGUGGUGAAGAUCCGCUUGUGGCUCGUCAGCCCACUAACGAGAUGCUGCUCAUAUGGGCCAAUAAAAGGUGUCCUGUGCUCUGCUCUGUGCUUUGCUAAAGUGGUAGGUGGGGAGAAAGAUGCUCAGGUGGCCUUUGGUGGGCAGCAGUUCAUGGGUACCAGGAGCUUAUGGCACUUGGGGGAAGCUGUAAGGAAGUAGGCUUGCUCAGGAGCACUUGAGCUUUGCUUAAUCAGCUGCUAGAGGACCGGGAACCUGGUUUGUGCCACGAGGUGACUCUGGGUAGUGGCUUAGGGAAUGGAAAGCUGAAGGAGGAGAAUGAUCUGCAGGAGGGGGAUGUUGCAAGCCUGCAUGUUCCCACUUGAAAAACCCACACCUGAAUCCUGUUCACCUUUCAGAGGAUGAAACUGCAAAGCAGCUUUGCUGAGAUGCUAGAUAUUUAAUGUCAGAAAGGAAAAACCAUUUGCCCAUGAUCCAGUGCUUGCAAUGUCUCUGUCUUUCACCAGCGUUCGGCCCUUCCUGGACCGAAAGCCCAACCGUGGAAUGGGUUUGGGUGCAUUGGUCACCAAUUCACUAGGAAGCAUGAGCAGUCUUUUGCUCUUCAUGCCCUCUGAAGUGGAUGCUUCAUAUUAUUGUUCCUCCCUCCACACAAAAAUUAGGAGAAAAUCCUGGUAUCAUUUUCUUCUGAGUGCAGUCCCAUUCAGACAGAAACGUGGGGCUAUUGUCAGUCAGGUAGAAGUCUUGCUGGGAGCAAAGCUCUCAGACCGCCUUUGGUUUGCAUUCAAGCUGUGAGACACUGAAGGGGACUUGAUUAGAAUGACCCGGGCCUCCGGAAACGUGACCUUGUAGCCAUACUUUUGAAUGAAAGAAACUUUUGGAGGCAGCAUUUCUUUGCAGCUUUGUCUUUUGUACGUCCCUAUUCCCUUCUCUUCUCCCGACACCUAGAGAACGGAAAUGUUUUCUGAAAAAGGUUGGAAAAUGAAGAGCUGUAGGUGAUGGAAAAAGGCGGAGGGGAUUUUGAAUACACCAGACACUUGCAUAUUCUUACCUAUUCAUGUAGAAGCCUAGAUUUAUGGGAGCACCUAC
Molecule: messenger RNA, 7938 nt
Organism: Alligator mississippiensis (American alligator)
Lineage: Eukaryota; Metazoa; Chordata; Crocodylia; Alligatoridae
Exons: 6
Coding region: 3216-4406 (396 amino acids)
Molecular function (GO): DNA binding
Source: RefSeq, a predicted model, not a curated record